CAUGGAACUUCACCCUAUCUUGGAGCUCCCCCUGACGGACCCCCCUGCCCCGAGGAUGUGGUACGUGCUGUCCCCAGGGGGUGGGGGGCCCAGCCUGACGGUGGGGCACACCUGUAUGUACCUCCCCAGAGCAGGGGGCAGUGGCAGGGUGGUGUUGGUGGGGGGUGCCAACCCUAGCGGGCCGUUUGCUGACACCUUCGUGCUGGACUUGGACACGUACACCUGGGAGAAGCCUGACUGGGCGGGGCUGACGGCCAGGUAUGAACACACCUGUUUCACACCUGAGAGCCAGCCGCACAAGGUGUUUGUGUUCGGAGGGGCGGAGCAGGGCUGCAACCUUAACAAUGUCCAGGUGCUUGAUACAGGUACUGGCACCUGGACCACAGCUGAUGUACAGGGAACCCCGCCCUCCCCGCGCACCUGUCACUAUACAGCCCACCGGGGAGACAGGCUGUACGUGUGGGGAGGGGGUAAGACUGGGGCUGAGCCUGUGGAAGAUAGGAAAUUGCAUGUCUUUGAUGCAGCGACCCUGACCUGGAGCCAGCCACAGCUUGAAGGGAAGCCGCCCAAAUCUCGCCAUGGUCAUGUGAUGGUUGCCACGGGCAACAAGCUGUACGUACACGGGGGCAUGUCAGGGGUCACCUUCUACGAUGACUUGUACGUGCUCAAUCUAGACACAAAGAAGUGGAAGCGGCUGAAGCCUAAAGGCCCUGUGCCCUCAGCUCGUGCGGCACAUACAGCCGUGGUGCACGGGUCACAGGUUUACCUGUUUGGUGGGAUGAACCAGGAGGGAGCUCUGGACAGCAUGCAUGUUCUCAACACUGAAAAUCUGACGUGGCGUGAGCUGAAACCAGAGGGUCCACCUCCGGGACCCAGACUGGACCACGCAGCGUGCAUCAUUCAGCUAUCUGUAGCCUCGGGGUCCCAGGAGCAUGCUGGGAUUGGUGUGGUGCAUGAUGGGAAGGUGACGAUGCUGCUGGUGUAUGGAGGAAUGGACACACAGGGAAUCAUACACGACGACUGUCUCGUCAUGAGAAUCGCAUGAUCAAGGUUUCGGUUCUCCUAAAACAGAUGAUUCAAAUUCUGGCAUUACAUCCCCAAACAUUGACAAUCAUGACAUACAUGUACUUGUGAAAGUAAGAAUUAAACAUAAAAAUUACAAAAUUUG
Messenger RNA from Branchiostoma belcheri (Belcher's lancelet), 1168 nucleotides. RefSeq names its product rab9 effector protein with kelch motifs-like. Bases 2 to 1045 code for a protein of 347 amino acids. Gene Ontology annotation, molecular function: protein binding. Lineage: Eukaryota; Metazoa; Chordata; Leptocardii; Amphioxiformes; Branchiostomatidae. The transcript has 7 exons. The record is from RefSeq and is a predicted model, not a curated record.